Glarea lozoyensis ATCC 20868 is the source of this 408-nucleotide messenger RNA. RefSeq lists its product as uncharacterized. NCBI's taxonomy places the organism in Eukaryota, Fungi, Ascomycota, Leotiomycetes, Helotiales, Helotiaceae. The record is from RefSeq and is a predicted model, not a curated record. The coding region runs from base 1 to 408 and encodes 135 amino acids. The transcript has 2 exons.
AUGCAACUCACCAACAUCUUCGCAACCUUCGCCGUGCUACUCGCCACGGGCAGCAACCUCGUCCAAGCAGGAUGCUACAAAAGAGGCGAAAAGAUCGACGCAAGUGUUGCACUUGAACACGCCACCAGAGCCUGCAAAGGUUAUGAGGAAGGAGGACAACAAAAGGCCGGCGUCCUCCAGGGGUUUUUUGACGCGGAAGCAAAGAAAACCGGCUGCAUGAACAUCAACGAUGCCAGGAGACAUAUCGAGUAUGAAGUUAAGAAUACGAAUAAGAACUCUGGCUUCGACUUGGACGACGGUGAUUGUGUGACCGGGUUUAGUAUGCUCAUCAAUGAUUGUGACAGGGGUGGAGACCAUGAGGGCACUGGCUGGUUUUUCCGCGUCGACCCACAAGCUGGGGCAUGCUAG